AUGUUUGCCUACAACACCUCUCCCGUUUACUUUUUCGACGCCAUGUCGAACUUGCAACAAUUGCAACUCCAACAAUACAGAGAGCAGUUGGCAGCACAACGCCCCAAAAUCAUCAAGAAGGUUGAAUCCGAAGAGGGUUUCCAAAUUCAGAUCCACAAAGCCAGCGGCAAUUUCCAGUCGUAUGAGGUGAAGGUGGUUAGAGCCUAUGGCAAUGCCAAGUUAGUCAACAUCAUCAUUGAGUCCAAGGCUGACGAUUUCUCCAAGGUUUUCCAAUUCAGUUUGGACGACAUUGAAGUUUCCGAAAUCGACUGGGAAUACUUUGAGCGCGAGAACGUUUUGGUGUUGAACAUCCCCAAGAAGGUCAAGUUCUGCGCUGACGACUUUGCCAAUUCCGUUCUUUGCAGCUUGCUCGGUGUUCCAGCCAGAUGCGCCGUAGCUGGUGCUUCUCCUAAGUGUCAAGACGAGAACAAGAAAUUGCUCAAGGCACAGAGAAAGGAGCAAAAGAAGCAAGAAAAGCGCUCCAAGAGGGCUGAAAUCGAAGCCCAACGCGAGGCACAACGUGAUGCCGAGCGCUUGAACGCUAUGAGAGUGGCUGAAGAAGCCAGACGUGCACAAGAAUUCAGAGAAGCCGAGCUUCAGAGAAUCCAGAAGGCUAGACAGGAGGAAAUGAGAAGAGCAGAAGAAGCUAGAGUCGCUGAACUCAAGAGAAGAGAAGAGGCUAGAGCUGCUGAGCUUAGAAGGGCUGAACAAGCUAGAAAAGAGGCCGCUAGAAAGCAACUAGAAGCAGCCAAGAAAGCUGAAGAACAAAGAAAGAAAGAAGAAGCUAGAGCACUCGAAGCUCAAAGACAAAAGGAGGAGGAACUCCAAAAAGAGGAAGAGCAUGCUAAGAUGAUUAGACAACAGCAAGAGUUCUUGGCUCAAUUGUUUGGUAGCUCUGUAUUCCCUGCUGGCUCCACUUCCGCUCCAUUUGUGAAAGUUUCUGUCCCUCAAGCCUCCGCUAACGAUAAGCCAUCUCCAUCUACAGCACAACAAUCAUCUAAUGAGGACGUGGUUAUGAAUGAUGACGAAGAAUCUGACGACGAUGUGUCUACUGACUCCGAAUCCAUCAGAUCCGAUACCGACACGCCUCCCACUCCAUCCAAAGACACAUUGCACAAGCAGCCAUCGUUGGAGGAGGUUGAAGAUGAGGAAUUUGUAAUGUUCCGCAAGAAAUUUGGCAACUAG
Messenger RNA from Australozyma saopauloensis, 1224 nucleotides. RefSeq lists its product as uncharacterized. The transcript has a single exon. The record is from RefSeq and is a predicted model, not a curated record. The coding region runs from base 1 to 1224 and encodes 407 amino acids. NCBI's taxonomy places the organism in Eukaryota, Fungi, Ascomycota, Pichiomycetes, Serinales, Metschnikowiaceae.